Messenger RNA from Equus caballus (horse), 11538 nucleotides. The record is from RefSeq and is a predicted model, not a curated record. NCBI's taxonomy places the organism in Eukaryota, Metazoa, Chordata, Mammalia, Perissodactyla, Equidae.
CUCAAGGACAAUCUCCUUCACCAAAAAGAAAGACUGUUAAAAGAGAUACAAAAUUAUAUGGAAAGGAAGAAGCAAUUUGAUAUUACAUUGAUCUAGAACAAAAACUUAAGGGGAAGAGUAUUCUGGGGCCCUAUGAGAACAAUGCUCUCUUUUGAAAAUUUUAAUUAGAAAAAAAAGCCUUUGAACAACUCUCUUUUGCAUGUGGGUUGCUUUAUUUUUGUCCUGGUUAGAGUUAUUAUUACUUUUUUUGGCAGCAUUCCCCCUUUAUUUGCCUGAAUUAACUAAAAUAAUUGGUUAUUUUCUAUCUGUCUUAAAAAUAACUCCCCCCAUAAAAUCAUUUUUUUCUCUGUUCUGUAGUAAUAUUUGACAUAUUUAUUCAAGUCUUAGAAUCAAUCCAACACUGUAUCUGAAGAGAAUCCUGAUUCCUUUAGCUCAUUUCUGUGCUAGGAUGGAGUACCCCCGCAUCCUGUACAAGCAGAGAUCAAUGCUGGUUUGUUUUCUCGUCUUUCACAGUAAACUGACAAUCCUACCACCCAUUAAUUUAAAUUCCAAAGCUUAUAGACCAUCCAUCCACCAUCAAACAGCAUUAUAGAAAACCAGCCCUCCAAGGUUUUUUCCACAUAAUUAACCUUGAAUUGUCAGCGAUGCAGAUUUUUCUAAUACCAGAUAAAGAGUGAUUUGAGGGAAAAUGGAAGGCAAUUGAUCUAUCCAUGUAUUCAUAUCCUGGGCCAUGUGUUCAUGUCAUAAUCAUCCAGUUGCUUCUGGAACUGCCUUCACCAAAUUGUUCUUCAACAUUUGUCCUUAGCUUUUAGUGGACUUGAUUUAAUAACUGGUUCUAUGAAAUAUGCUUCAACAUUUGGAUUGAUGCCACUAUAUAAUUUAAUCUCCCCUCUCCUUGUAAAAAUUAUUCUAGAUGUUAAUGUCAAAAUAACUUGAUCUCUCCUGAGAAAUUAACAUGUUUAUUCCUUUCAUAUUUUAAAAAUAUUAUGUAAUUAAUUUGUCAUGUUUCUCAUUUUUGCACUGGCUACCAGGAAGCUCAGAUGGAAAUCUAAGAAAGGCAUCUAGCUGUUAGUAGCAAUAAAUCUUAUGGCUAACAUCUAAUUGUUUUAUAACUUGGAUCUAUUUUUCCAUUCUUUUUUAUUUGCCUUAUGAUUAUAUCUUCUGCUUUAUGCCCCUGAAAUCUUUGUUGGAAAGAGAUGGUGUAUAAGUAAAUUCAACAAUUAAAAUAUUGAUAUUUUGGUAUGACAAUUUUCUGAUUUUAAAACAUAUGAAGGGUUUUAUAAAGAAAUUGUAAUCAGAUAUUCUAUCUUUUUCUCUAAGAACAGGGUAAAACAGAAAUGAACAUGAUGGAUUGCUCUAGACAUUAAGCAGUAAUUAAUAAAAUAAAGGUUGUUCUCUAAUUUACUAACUUUUGCUGCAAAUGAUUGUUCAGCAAAUGUAAAGAGAGAGUUUGAACAAUUGUUUCAAACCAAAUCAUUAAAGCUGAUUUUAAGUUUGGUGAAGUCACCCUUUCUAGAACACUCUAAAAGGCUCUUCAUGGUUUUUUAUUCCUUGUGCCCAGUGCCUGCUCUUGUCAAGCUGUGAAAAUAUUGUAAACUCAUUAAGAAAUGAGGGAGAAAGUUUAAAGCAAAUGUUAAAGGGCAAUCUAAUUACUUUAUGAAAUCUGAAAUGUGUACAAGACCCACAGACAAAGGUUUUUAGUUUAACAAAAUUUCUGUCUGACUUCAACGGAAGUUCUCUUAAUGCAUUGUGUAUAUGCACAAGGUAUGUAGACGUAAAGUUUCUUCCUCUAGAACGUAAGCUUCACCAGAGCAGGGCUUUUUAUGUUUUGUGCACUGAUGUAUUUCCAAGUGGCUAGAAUAGUGCCUGACGCAAAUUCUAUUAGGCAUUUGUUGAAUGAAUAUAAAAAGUUCAUGCUGAGUGAAUGACGGUAUUUCAUUAGUAGCUCUAUUUCGGUCCAAUUAAAUUUUCUCCUAUCUUUUUAUUUCUUAGACAUAAAAUCAUUGAGAGACAGGAAGCACAGGAGGAAAAACAUGGGACACACAAGUAGCUCCCAGAACAGUCAGUGUCGAGCAUCCUUGUGUGAUGCCUUCUAAAAUUUAGAAACUCAAGGUUAUUUAUUCCCAUGAUCAAACAACCUCUGGAGUCUUAAUACCAUUAAAUCAAAUGUUUAGGAAGGGAAAACUGCCACCUGUACCAUCCUCCCCAACAAGCCGUUAUCACCCCAUCCUAUCCACGGCCCUCCCCCUAAAUCCUCUUUCUCAACAGAGCAAAAUCAAAACAAAACAUAAAGAUGGACAAAUACAAGUCUCAACCUAAAAUGAAAGCAGUAAAUACACUGAAAGUAUUAUCCAUAGCUCAGCUUGUCUACCUAACCACAUAGCUUUGAGACUUUGGAAUUACUCCUUAGUAUUGAAAAGCCCUCAGGAAACAACCUGGCCUCACUCUCUGUUUAAACUCAUCUUUUCACCUCCAUGAAAGAGAGGUUUCCACUGAGGAAGCAGAAGGAGUCUAUUGCUCCUCGUUUCUGUCUGUGCCUGGGGAUGGGCAAUUGUCUGAAUGGGAUCUGUCCUUGGUGAGUCCUUGCAGAGCACCAAGAGCUCAGAUGCACAGCUUUUAUGCCCUGACCGCAGCGUCCUUUGCUCCCUUAGCUUUGAGAGGUGGAGUCUAGAGAAAGCAUUUGCAGAAAGGAGACACCAUCUGGACCUGAAUUUAGAAACCAUACCUGAAAAACAAUUUCAAAAGAGCCACUUCUGAAUAUAUCCUCUGAGGGUUGUUUCUAUGUGACAAAAAUUCAUCAUGAAGAAAGGUGUAAUAGCCAAACAUAUGAAUAAUGAGUUGAUGCACUGGCUACUUGACAAUACACACUCUUGGCUAGAUUACAUAAUCAUACUGUGGGGGGGGGGGGAAUAUAUAUAUAUAUAUGCACGUUAUAUAUGUGUAAAGUCUUUAGUACUUUAUUGCAAACAUCAGGGCCUGAGGCUCUGAUUAGGUCCUUAAGGACAAUAGUGAAAACAAAGCCAGUUGGUGUAUAUUGGUCCUAAAUCAAAGAACCCAUCAAUCAGGAAAUUUACCCCAUUGUGUUUGUCCUCCCUUUGAAUGAAUAAGGAAAAUCAUUGUAGACAUGGGAGACUGAAGAGAAAAUGUGAACAUUAGAUUUAAAUAAUUCACUUCCCCAGACUAUACUUAAAAUUUAAAGCUCUGGUUUAUGUAUAAAAUAGAAAACUAGAGUCUUAUGUUUGUGAUGUUUUAUCCACUUCACAUAUGCAUCACUAAAAUUGGACUAAAUGUCUUAGAAAAAAAUAACAGUGCAUCUGCUUUCCAUGAAACAUCCCUAAAGGAUAUAAAUGUUUUUGCUUAUUACAAUGAUCUACCUGAAUAUCAUGCCAUAAUACAACAUGACAAUGCUUAACCUGGGGUAAUUCAGCAUGGCAGCAUUUUUUUUUGGGCAGAACUUAAAGUAUUUUAGGUUAACUUACUGCAUUACUAAGUGUUGCAUGAAUUUGCUACAGCUUUUUGAGUCUAAACACAUUAACUAUCACAUGAUCCCUGUGAAUCCCUAACGCCACAUACCAGUUCCCUAAAACCAGUCUCAUAGAGUUAUCCAGGGAAGAAGACCCCAUGGCCCAGUCAGCUGUAAUCUCCUCCUACAGGAGGACAGAGGGGGAUUUAAUAAAUACUCCCCAGGUUGUCCCAACACGUUUGGUGGCAGGAGGCAAUAAUCAUCCUUUUCUCUGCACCCAUAGGCAGCUGUACCGCAAGACCCAGUUGGGUGGGAAUAUCCUGUAGUCUCGUAGCCCCCAUCUAGACGUGUUGAUAUGGCAGUUUCCACUGCAGUCCUCCCGGUGAGCUCAGACUUCCUGUGAAGUGUGCAGCCCAGUGCACAGCAUACAGUGAAUAGGAUUGUCGAGUUGGGAGCAGCCUCCAGAGUUAAGAGGAAUGAGAAGUAAUUCUCAGCCUCCUAAUUCAGGCCUGGUGGAAGAGAAUGGAUGUGCAAGAGGCACCCAGGAGCCAGCACCUCACUAGGCUCCCAAGAGACUGUUGAUCUCAUUUUGUGUGGUAAUUUUUAUUUUAAUCAUUUUUUAAAAUAUAAAAGUGAUAUUUGAAUUCACGAUUGUUGUAAACAAUUCAAGCAAUAUCAAGGUAUAAAGAACAGAAAAAAACGCCUUCGCACUGGCUGCUCACACAAUUCCACUCCUACCCCCAAAGGUAAUGGCUAAUUGUUUGCUAAGUGUCUUAUUUUGAGGCUGGGUCUAAACCUUUAAACUUAAUAUAACCAAAUGGUUUAAUGAUUCUUAUAAUGGUACUCAUUCAUAAUUGAAAAUCCCAUUAUAUCUAUCAUAUCCCCACUAUAUUAUAUAUCUCUAGUAAAUCCCUAUUAUAACUGUUUUAUCGGAACUCUUAAAAUACAUUACCACAGUGCAUCUAAUCCACGAAGGAGAACUUUUUCAUAACAUUUAAAAUAUCCAGGUUGCCCAUAGGUAACUGCUGAUUUAUAAUCCACGGAUUGAAAAGCAGUAAUAAUAAAAAUCUACAAUGAAGUUGACAACACUUCAGAAUGAAUUAGUGUUUUUCAUAUCACAAGGGCGCAUAUACACAUUUGAAAAAAUAAUAGUACCUACAUGUACAAGACAUUAUUUAUUUAGGUUGCAAAUAGUGAUUGGUGCCCAGAUGGACUGUCGGAUCAGAACCCUUGAGGAAAUUAAUUCACCACUGCAUCACUGCUGACCACAUCCUCUCCCCUCAACCCUCCCAAAACACACACACACCCCAGGUUGGGAAAUCUCAGUAUCAGACUAUAGAAACUUUCCAUCGAGCAAGAAAGUUCACUUAAAGUAAACCCUUAAAAAAAUUGCACUGAAGCAAUACUGUUCUAAAUGGGUCACCGUUUUUUAGAUAUUUACAUGUUUUGAAGAGCAAAUAGACUUUCUAUUCCAAAAUAGCUCAAUUAUGUUUUGAUUGCAACAUCAGAUUUUUCCAGGGAUCUUGGAUCUCAAAUACCGUAAUCAUUUAUACAUAAAUUAAUAAUUGCUUUACAAAAAUAAAAACUGUUCCUGUGGUGUGGUGUACUGUGGGCAUUUGUGGUGUUUUCUGCCAUCCUAGAGAUUUCACGACAUGCUCAGCCGUAUUGAUUUUGAAAAGUACAUCGUUUGGUUCUGCGUGAUCUCAGGUAUCUGCAGUCCUCCAGGUAAGGAGAGGAGAGAAUGGGCUGGUGCCUGUGCCUCCGGCAGGGCCGCAUCCUGCAGGAGACCCACAGCAGCUCACCCAUCUCUUUGACCUUUAGCAGAUGGUUUUGCUCUGAGUACUUGGCUUCAUCGGCUUCCUGAGCAAAGGCUUCCGAAGUGAAAGAACAUUCAGUCCAUUUAUCCAAAACUCUCCCAAGGAAUACUUUUAUUUUUAGUAACCCAUUUACACUCUCAUUUCAUUACAUGUAUCGCGAUCCCAGUGAGUAGUGAGCAGUUCCGGGUCUGCAUUUAGCCCCAUGAAAGAGUUGUAUUUUACUUUAAUGGAGGAAUAUUUCACAGGUCAUUUUGUAUUUAUUACCAUUUUUUUCCAGGGAAAAAAUGUAUUACGAGGAGUACACACAGUUGCCCUGAUUUGCGUCUUAUCUCAAAAUUUCUUUUUCAAUUUUCACUGAAAGAGUGACUGGUUUUUAGAUGCUGGACCAAGAAGGUUUUAACAGAGGGAACAGAUGGACUGCUUAAGGUACCGUAUCACUGGGGCUACCAUUGCACUAUGUUUAGUGAACAUAGGUAGAAUAAGGUGAUUCAUAAUGCAACUUUCAACUCUAAAAUUGAUCAUUCCAGCCAUCUGUGCACUACAGAGCACAUCUUUGUUUACUGCCUAAAGUUUAAGUAACAUCCCAGCUAAGCUUGCUAAGCUUAGUAGGUCUGACUUCUUGCCCCACACAAAGAAAACAACACACAGACCCAAAGGUGGCUUAUCAGAUGAUUUUUUAAUAGGAUUCCAAAAAACUCUGCACAUAUUGCCCAAGGUCGUCGAUUGUUAUCUUGGGAGAAAAAUAGUUUCUUUUCCUCAUAUCUCUCUGGUUAAAAUUUACAGAUUCCUUCUGGGAAGAAGAAAUCAGGCAAAAAUAAUAACGUAAGAAAACAUGAGGAUGUAGCUUGCUCCGCCUGUUUUCAGUGCCAGAGUGGGCUGCCUAAACAUCAGAGAAGUUCAAGGCAACAAAGAAUGGAUCCUGUAGUUUGCUAAGCAGCAGUUUCUCCCGACAUGAGCCACCACAAAUCUCCUCAUCGGACAGAUUGAGCCCAUGCUUUGUGCCCUGCAACUGUAUUACGAAGGAGGCGAACACAGAAAGCUUGGUCCCACAGGAGAGAUUGUCUUUUGCACUGAAGACCUUGCUUGAAACCAAAACAAGAACCCCUAGCAAGAAGCAAAUUGCAUGAGAUGCAGUUUAUCUUCUUUGGAAGAAAAGAAGAGCUGAGUCAGCCCUCCGGGGAUUUGACAGCUAAGAAGCCCUGGAAGGACUGGGACAAAAAAAAAUCAUCCUUCACUGUGAGCAAAAUUAAACUAAAUUGCUGCCUCAUUUGGAAACGGAGCAGAUGGUCAUCAAAAUGAAGAGUGGAGGAAUUAAGAGGAAGACUUAUGAGGCAUGGAAUCUUCCAUUGGGUUUGGAAGAAAGUAGACUGAAUGCAGAGAUGCCAGACUGCCACUAAAACCCACGGACAAUUCUGCACUCACAUUUCUCUAUCGAACUUUAAGAUUUGUUAGUAAUAUGCUGCCUUUGCAAGAUGAAAAGAAACUAAUGCCAAGCAGGCAUAUUCUUCAAUAUUUGGAAUAGACGUGCUUUCAAGAUCAUGGCUUCAAAGGUCUCCUGUUUGUAUGUUUUGACAGUUGUGUGCUGGGCCAGCGCUCUCUGGUACUUGAGUGUAACUCGUCCGACUUCCUCCUACACUGGCACCAAGCCAUUCAGCCACCUAACAGUUGCCAGGAAAAACUUCACGUUUGGCAAUAUAAGAACUCGACCUAUAAACCCACAUUCUUUUGAAUUUCUCAUAAAUGAACCCAACAAGUGUGAGAAAAAUGUUCCUUUUCUUGUUAUCCUCAUCAGCACCACCCACAAAGAAUUCGAUGCCCGCCAGGCAAUACGAGAGACCUGGGGGGAUGAGAACAACUUCAAAGGGAUCAAGAUAGCCACCCUCUUCCUCCUGGGCAAGAAUGCUGAUCCUGUCCUCAAUCAGAUGGUGGAGCAAGAGAGCCAAAUCUUCCACGAUAUUAUCGUGGAGGACUUCAUUGACUCCUACCAUAACCUUACCCUCAAAACAUUAAUGGGGAUGAGAUGGGUGGCCACUUUUUGUUCAAAAGCCAAAUAUGUCAUGAAAACAGACAGUGACAUUUUUGUAAACAUGGACAACCUUAUUUAUAAACUACUAAAACCCUCCACCAAGCCAAGAAGAAGGUAUUUUACUGGCUAUGUCAUCAAUGGAGGGCCAAUCCGGGACGUCCGCAGUAAAUGGUAUAUGCCCAGGGAUUUGUACCCUGACAGUAACUACCCACCAUUCUGUUCGGGGACUGGCUAUAUCUUUUCAGCUGAUGUGGCUGAACUCAUUUACAAGACCUCACUCCACACAAGGCUGCUUCACCUUGAAGAUGUGUAUGUGGGACUGUGUCUUCGAAAACUGGGCAUACACCCUUUCCAGAACAGUGGCUUCAAUCACUGGAAAAUGGCCUACAGUUUGUGUAGGUAUCGCCGAGUUAUCACCGUGCAUCAGAUCUCUCCAGAAGAAAUGCACAGAAUCUGGAAUGACAUGUCAAGCAAGAAACAUCUCAGAUGUUAGAAUUUUUACUGAUGUAAAUACGUUUGUUUUCUUUUUUAAGAAAUGGGGCCUAGGGUGUUGGUAUUUUACAAGCGUCACCAGUGGAUAUGAACUGGUGAAGGGGUUUUGUAAAAAGUUUUCUUCUUUCCCCUCCUAGUUCCUUUCUUGGAUUAUCAAUUUGCAAACAUUAGGCUCUGGUCAGAGAAACAAUACCUGAGUUAGAAGGGCCAGAUUUCAUUCUCAGGUCCUAAGGAAUUGCAUUUAUCCCAAAAAACAACUUCCUAACAACUGCUAGGAUUUCCAUACUGUGCAUCUGAGAUAAAAAUGUGGUUCUGGGAAACUGAAACUCACGGUAAUGUCUUCACAUCGUCUCUGCAAAAAUAAAUAAAUAAGUAAAUAACGCUUUUUCAAAAACAAUUCAGAAAUAAUGCACUGUCAGGAAGACACACUGGAUGUGAUUAUUAAUACUGUGUGUGCUGUUACAUUGAAUUUUUCCAUAUAUUGCCAUGUAAUGUGUACAGUAUUUGCGAUUCCACCAAGAAAUGAACUUAGUACUGGCAGGGAGGCUGCAGUUAAAUAAAUGGAAAUUUAAACUUGAGUAUCAAAUAUUCAGUAUGUUUGGAAGAAAACUCUGCUUGCUCAUCCAAGGAUUAAACCUGGUCAGUGGGUGGAAUGUAUAUAAAAUGCUACUUAACAAAAUAAAAGAGAAUUUUUUUUUCUUUUUUGCUCUUUCAGAACAAACAGUACAUGGUGCCUCCAAGGAGACUUUGCCAAAUAUAAUCUCACCUGCUCCCUCCAUACAAUGCCGCUAAGUGCAUUUUACAUUUUCUGGCUCAGGCGAGCACAUGUGUAGAACUAAGUUGGUAGCAGGCCAGAAGAAGAAUAAAUCACACAGAGAAAAUACAAAUUUAAAUAUGCAUUAUAAUUACCAUAAGCUUAGCAAUAGUAUAAGAUGCCCCUCCCACACAUUUGCAAAGCACGUGAGAAACUCUUUUAAGGGGUACCAAUGUUAUCAAAUGGAUUUAGCCCUACAGCUAAUAGAUGCAAUUCUCUGUAACAUCCGAAACAUCUAAGUAUGUCUAGCAGCUAUGCUGUUAGGAGUGUUUUACAGGCCUUGUAAUUGAGGUUCAUGGGAAGGAAGGGUGGGGAAGCCUGGGUUCAGGUUCUGUUGAUGCCAACAUACUUAUUGGGUCGUGAACAGACAUCUUAACCUUGCUCUGUUUCAACAUAUUCAUUUAUAAAAUGGCUGGAAAAAACACCUACCUCACAGGUGCUGUGAGAGAAUUGCAUUUGCUAAGUAUUUCAAGAUCCUUAGUUUGAAAGGUGCUACGUAAUGCAAUGUAUCAUGCAUUAUGCUAAAUGCUAAAAUAAUUACAUAAUUAACAAGGAUGGUGAUCAGUAGUAGUAACAUCAUCUUAAUAUAAAAUCUGCCAAAAUAAAGAUCAAAUAUGAACUAUUAGUGCACCUGAUUCUCCUAAGACUGAUUUUUCCUUGGAUAUAAGUUAGAUGUUUGGGAAGCUUCCAUUUCUCUGUCAUUUCUUCCAGUUUCAAUGAAGAAGUUAUCACUUUAGUGCAAUGCCUUGAUAUCCCAGGAUGCUAGAAGUGAAGACAGCUGCCUUCCUUUGGGGAGGAGCCUCUGUCUGGGGUUAUAGCACAGUAAUUGAAGCACAUGCUUUGCAAAUGUAUCACAUCAACUUAGAUCUCAAGAAACAUUUGAUCUGAAUUCUCAGUAGAACGUUAAGGACAGGUAGAGCUCGUCCACCUCGAUCAGAAGAAGACUAGGCACUCAGCAAACCCACACACUGCACCUCGUCUACCAUUCAAUUCAUUAGAAAACUUGUUUGUUUUCAUUCAAAGAAAGCCCCACAACUGAAAGCGUAGAUCUUUUCUUUUUUAACCCGACCCUUGGAAGCUCCCCUAGAUGUUGAUAGCAAACAGGUAGACAAAAUGAAGAAGUGGAAGUCAUGGCCUAUUCUUGAAAACACUGGAUCUCUCAUCCCCAGCCCCAAGAACCCAAUAUGAGACAGGCCUUCUCGUCCCUUAAUAUAGCUUUGUCUUACACUCAGCAGGACUGCUGAAUUUGAUUAGAAAAUAGCAUUAGGUAGCCUGGGGAGCAGCACAAGGUGAGCCACUCUCCAAUCCCCAACCCUCAACUGCUCUGUGUUCUGAUCACUGGGAAAGUCUCAUGACUUUGUAUUUGGUUCGCCUUUCAUUCGUGCAGCCAAAUCCAGCCUCUGUUUCAUACCACCAUCUUGCAUCUACUUUAUGCUCAGCCAAGCCACCUUCAGUGUCAAGGAAUUGCACAGUAUAAACAUCAUACAUGUACAUUUACAAAUUGUUUUAUAUGUGUGUGUGUGUGUGUGUGUGUGUACAUUAUGAAUAGAGCCCUAAUCUUAAAAAGGAGCAAAAAUCAGAGAAUCGAAUAUCUUAAAGAACUAUUUCCUAACUUUUUUUAUGCUAGGUAGUGCCCAUGUGACAAACAUGUAAAUAUACACCAAAAACUAUAUGUAUAUAUUUUGAAGGCAUUUUUUUUUCUUCUCCUCAACUGUUCGUAUAGCUAGAAUCUGCUUGCUCUGUAAGAUUUUCAUCUGCAUGGAGCUUGGUGAGGCAAGGCCAUUCGUCCAGUGUUUCAAUAGACUAAAGCAUGUGUGACCUUUGUUUUUUGAACGUUCAAAAAAUGUUUAAGUCAAAUGAUAAGAAAAAGCUCCAAUUUUCUACUUUUGUUAACUUUAUGAUACUGGCAAAAUUAUGGUUUCAACUAUUUGUUGUCAUUUUUUUAAAAUGUAUUAUCAUUUCUCCGACAUAAAAUAAUGGUUCAGACAAUAUUGUACCAGGAGUCAUUCACACAAUUUUUACAAAACCUUCUGACGGUGCCUGCACCUCUUUUGUUCAUUGUGCAUUGAAUAACAAAAGGUAUCAACAAUCAGUCUCUAUAGUCUUAACAUUUCUUUUUUAAAUUUAUUUUUGGAAAAAAAAGUUUUAUCUUUGGUGGCUAGUUUGUGUGGCUUUGUGUCUUCUUAUAUUGGAGCAAAUGCCAGUUUCAAUAUAUAAUAUUGUAUUUUUAAGUAGCCAGAAUCAAAAAAUGAAGAUCAUUUCGAUUUGGAUUAAAUUCAGAAGAACAAAACCCCUUUGCGUGAUAUGGGGAAAACAAACUCUUUACAGAGAAGCCAAGGAAGGAGUUUUUCAAUCAAAUCUCUUCUAUCAAAAGACAAUGGAAUAUUUACAUAAAACACCUGGGACUCAUUUUCUACCUUUCCUAAUAUGUAGGUUUAGUGGGGGAAUUGAUUAUGUCAUUUCUUCUGUAAAGGUGUUGAUAGUUUUUAUAAGCAACAAGGUAACUUGUGAAUGAAAGAAGAAGUAAUUGACUAGAAAUGCUUGUUGAUGAUUAUUGACCUUUAGGUAUAUCGUUAUAUAUGAAUGAUUGUAUUUAUGUAUUUAUUUGUCAAAAUUGUACAUACUAUUUCGCCAAAUGUAAUUGUCUGUAAAAGUGCAUUCUCCAGGUUUGUAGUACGAUUUAGGGUUACAUGGGUUGCCAAUCAAGCUGCUAAUCAGAACACUAUUUUUUGUAUCAAUGUUAUAAAACUGAAAAAUGACAAAUAGCUGCUGAAGAUGUCAGUUUCUUCACCUUCCUCCUGAAAUGUAAACUGUUGAUUGAAAGCACUAUGCUAAUGUAUAAGCCCAUCUGUCAUGAGGAAGAUUAUGGUUCCAUAAAGCUGAUUUUUUAAACCAUUGGGACAAAUAAACAGAAGGAGAACACAUU